AAUCAUAUCCCGAUGAAAGUUGAAACUCAUUCAUAGCUAACCACGGAAAUCCCUUCACAAAAUCCAAGGCACCACCAGUGUGAAUUACCCAAAAAACUGGGGCACAAAUGUGAUUUCAUUAGGGCAAAACAACCCCAUACCAUACUUCGGCAGAUGGCACUUUUGAUUGUUCAACCAGAUCUAUCGUACAUGACAGUCAAUAAUUACUGGAAAAAAUCCAAAUUUUUGCCAUAAAAACUUAAAAAGCUGCAAUUUUUUAUUUUCUUUUUUAAGAAAAACUACCUUUCACUGUCAGCCCCCUAGAAAAAUUCGCAUUUAAUUUUUAGCCAACAAGACAACCAAAAGAUUUUAUCCUUUUUUGGGUUUCUCUCAAGAGUCUCGUCUUUAAUUUUGUUUUCAAGAAAAAAUGUUUCAUUUUCUUGGGAUUUUAUUUUUCCAGUAGAAAGAGAGAAGGAAAGUGCAAAGAUGUGGGGAUUUGGGGGAAGACAUUACUGGGGAAGAAACGAGAGGGGGAAAGUGGAAGGAAUAGUGGUGGUGUUUGCUUGGAUGUCAAGUCAGGACAAGCACUUGAAGAAUUAUGUCGAUCUGUACUCCUCUCUUGGCUGGAAUUCCCUAGUUUGCCACUCCCAAUUCCUGAAUUCAUUCUUUCCUGAUAAAGCUGCAUCAUUUGCACAAGAAAUUGUCGGUGAUCUUGUUCAGGAGCUAAAAAUCAGGCCAUGCCCCAUAGUUUUUGCAUCUUUUUCUGGUGGUCCGAAGGCUUGCAUGUAUAAGGUUCUUCAGAUAAUUGAGGGCAAGUGUGAAGAGCAAGCUAAUGUGGAUUGGCUAAUCCGAUGGUCUCUUCCGGUGAAGGAUGACUACCGACUAGUUAGAGAUUGUGUUGCUGGCUACAUCUUUGAUUCCAGUCCAGUAGAUUUUACAAGUGACUUGGGUACUCGUUUUGUUCUUCACCCAAGUGUUCUCAAAAUGUCCCGCCCUCCACUCCUGGCAUCAUGGCUUGCAAAUGGCAUCUCUUCCAGUCUGGAUGCACUCUUUCUUAGCAGAUUUGAAUCACAGCGUGCUGAGUAUUGGCAGACUCUUUACUCUACUGUUAGCAUGGGGGCACCAUAUGUCAUUUUUUGCUCAGAAGACGAUGAUCUUGCUCCAGUUCAGGUUAUUUGCAAUUUUGUGCAUAGGCUUGAAGACCUUGGUGCUGAUGUUAAAUUGGUGAAAUGGAUUAAUUCAUCUCAUGUAGGUCAUUUUCGACAAUUCCCUGUUGAAUACAAGGCUGCUGUGACUGAACUACUUGUAAAAGCAUCUGCAAUUUAUUCCCAAAGAAUACGGCAGCUUGAAGGGGAGAAGAUGGGCUUGGAAGGCACACAUUAUGAGAUAUCUGAACCAUUUGGUAAUCUGAAAAAAGCAGCGGCAGGGUCAAAUCACAGCUUCCAGAUUAUUCCACGCGACUUGAAUGACCAUUUUCUUGUACCCAGUUCUAUAGAGUAUUAUGAGGAUAGAGGCGGUGGUUCUGUGCAGGAUGAACAUAAAGAUCGUUAUGUACAUCUAUCGAGCCCACCAAAAAUCAGUGCCCAUGGAGUUCUUGGUCAAUUCCUCUUCGAUGAAUGUGUCCCAAAGAAUGUCGAAGACUGGGAUCUAAAAUCUUCUUUCUCCUCGAGAAGGGCACCAUGUGUCUCUGGGCGAAGACAUUCUCCCUUCAAUCUGAAAUGCAUUCGCCGCUCAAGAUUAUAAUGGUUCAGCUGAUUAUCAACUUGUAUAGCUUGCUUAUGGGCUUAGGCAGCCAUGCAGGGACGUCUGCAAUGUUUGGACACACUGCUUGGCAUUCUCUACAGAAUCUUGGGCAACAAAAUAAUUGAGAUGACAAUAAGAAGCUGCACGAGAAAUUCUCCAUCUGCUGUUUGUUAAAACAAUAACAACACUCAGAUCUUUUCUUUUAAUGGAAAUUGCCAAAUGUACAGCUAUAUUGGCAACUCUGUAACAUAAGAUCGUAUAGAAUAAUAUUUACUGUAUUAGAAAUGGAAAUUUAAGUGUAGCUUCCCUCUAUUGUUGCUCCUUUUCCUUAACACGAACACAAAGUAGAGCUUGAAAAGAGAGUAUGCAAUGGAGUUAAUUUAUGAGGAAAUUUCAUGAUGGAUAUUUAAAAUGGAAGUCUAGAAAGUAUUGAU
Molecule: messenger RNA, 2156 nt
Organism: Olea europaea var. sylvestris
Lineage: Eukaryota; Viridiplantae; Streptophyta; Magnoliopsida; Lamiales; Oleaceae
Exons: 7
Coding region: 466-1722 (418 amino acids)
Source: RefSeq, a predicted model, not a curated record